Messenger RNA from Ipomoea triloba (trilobed morning glory), 959 nucleotides. Its product is annotated as probable glutathione S-transferase. The transcript is spliced from 2 exons. The record is from RefSeq and is a predicted model, not a curated record. Gene Ontology annotation, molecular function: glutathione transferase activity. NCBI's taxonomy places the organism in Eukaryota, Viridiplantae, Streptophyta, Magnoliopsida, Solanales, Convolvulaceae. Gene Ontology annotation, cellular component: cytoplasm. The coding region runs from base 111 to 779 and encodes 222 amino acids. Gene Ontology annotation, biological process: glutathione metabolic process.
GCUGGAUGGAAUGGUAAACCACCAUUCUACCUAGGAGUAGGACCACUGUUUUUGAGCUUCUUUUACACCUCCAGAAAAGAAAAAAAGCUCUUUCUGUUUUGGUGGGGAAAAUGGAUGAUGAAGUGAUAUUGUUGGAUUUCUGGCCUAGCAUGUUUGGGAUGAGGGUAAGAAUUGCUCUGGCUGAGAAGGAGAUCAAGUAUGAGUACAGAGAAGAGGAUCUGAGGAACAAGAGUGAACUGCUUCUGAAGAUGAACCCGGUUCACCAGAAAAUCCCAGUUCUCAUCCACAACGGGAAACCAGUGUGUGAAUCUACAAUCGCAGUGGAGUAUAUUGAUGAGGUGUGGAAGGAUAAGGCCCCUUUGCUCCCCUCUGAUCCUUAUGAAAAAUCCCAGGCCAAGUUCUGGGCUGACUACAUUGACCAGCACAAGAUAAAUAUGUUGGGUUAUCAACUAUGGUCAACAAAGCUAGGAGAAGAUGAACAUGAGGCAAUAAGCAAGAAGCUGGUAGAAUGUUUGAAGGUGUUGGAGGGGGCACUUGGAAACAAGCCAUACUUUGGGGGUGAGAGCUUUGGGUUUGUUGAUAUUGCUCUCAUUACAUAUAAUAGCUGGUUUUAUUCCUAUGAGACCUUUGGUGGUUUCAACUUGAAGGAAGAGUGCCCUAAGCUGAUUACUUGGGCUAAGAGGUGCAUGGAGAAGGAAAGUGUGUCCAAGUCUAUCACGGAUCCUAACAAGAUCUAUGAGUUCGUCAAAUCGGCAAGGAAGCUGAGGGGAAUUGAAUAAAUAUUACCUUUAUUGGGGCACAAAUUCAAUUAUAAACAGAGUUAUGUACUCGGUUGAUUAACUGCUUUAUUAGAUUUCUCGAAGGUUUAUAUUGCGUGCGACUUUGCGUAUGUUGUGAAAUUGUGGAGUUUUAUGUGAUCAAGUAUAAUAAUAUAUAAUUUAUAUAUAUGUUGUUGGAAA